Molecule: messenger RNA, 1153 nt
Organism: Catharus ustulatus (Swainson's thrush)
Lineage: Eukaryota; Metazoa; Chordata; Aves; Passeriformes; Turdidae
Product: pectinesterase inhibitor 10-like
Exons: 5
Coding region: 53-535 (160 amino acids)
Source: RefSeq, a predicted model, not a curated record
UCCUUCUGGCCACUUUCCUUCCUAGGGAGCUGGAGUCAUUUCGCCAGGGAGAAUGCAGAGCUGCGCCGCAUGCAGGUGGCCCCGAAAGUCUCCCUUCCCUGGCCCCCAAACUGGCCCCCAAAGUCCCCCAACCUCUUCCCUCAUCCCCCAAACUGUCCCAACAAACUUCCCCUCCCCCAAAACUGCCCUCCAAAUCUCCCCACAGCUCUCCCCGGGCUGGCGCUGGAGCAGCCACAGCAGCACCCCCCAUCCCUCCCCCACACAGUCAGUCACCGCGCAGCCCCGCCGGCAGCUGAGCAGCCAAGUGGUCAGCCGCUUGUCCUCACUGGAGCCCCCCUGGUCCCGCAGCACCCCAGGAUGGCAGGUUGGCGUAGCCUACAGAGAUUCAGGGACCCCUCUGGCCUCUAGCAUGGUGACCCCCCAGGCUGGGACAAGCGAGGGGCAGGUACUGGGGCAGUGGGAGGGACUGGGAGGGACUGGGGUCCUUGGGAUAAACGAAAGACGUGGAGAGGAGGAUCUGGGGGGACUGGGAUAAACUGGUAGAGACUGAGAGGGGAUGUGGGGAGCACCAGGAGGGACCUGGGGGCACUGGGAGGGGGUUACUGGGAGGGACUGGAAUAAACUGGGAAGGGUAACCGGGAGGGACUGGAAGUGGGCGUUGGUUACUGGGGGAGUAUUUGGAUUCCUGGCAGCACUGGGAGGGGAGGUUGAGAUUACUGGGAGGGGAGCUUGGUGUUACUGGGAGCACUGGGAGCACCCCAGCUUCACCCCCCCCCCCCCUGCCCCUCCCUUAUCCUGCCUCUUUUCCUCCUAAACCAAGACAAAAUCUCCACAUUCAGUAGCUAUUCCCCGUAUUCAGUAGCCAAGCCCCCGCAAAAUUCAUUAGCCACUCCCCAAAAUGCGGUAGCCAGCCCCAAAAUACGGUAGCCACACCGAAAUUCGGUAGCUAGGACCAUUUCCCUGUAUUUAGGGUUCUGCUCUGCGGCUGGCGAGGGACUGGCGCUCCCAGUGGGAUCCCAGUCCACGGCCAUAAAGGACAAACAGGGACCUCUGAAGGGAUCCGAGGCUCCUGCACCGGGAGCGCCGGGACUUCCCUGGAGGUGGCUGGGGGCAGAAGUCAAGAAUAAUUAAAAAGAUGCCAAUUUUGGGGCUA